GCAAGCGCCACUCCCAGCAGCCGGAACGUUUGCGCGUCGCUACCGCGCGCGGCGGAAGGACUUCGGCGGAGCACUUAGAGCGGAUUGAGCUGAACUUCCGGCAGAGCAGAGCUCGGCAGGACAGGUACAAAAUGGAUGAAGAGCCUGAAAGAACUAAGCGAUGGGAAGGAGGCUAUGAGAGAACAUGGGAGAUUCUUAAAGAAGAUGAAUCAGGAUCACUUAAAGCUACAAUUGAAGACAUUCUUUUCAAAGCAAAGAGAAAAAGGGUAUUUGAGCACCAUGGACAAGUUCGACUUGGAAUGAUGCGCCAUCUAUAUGUGGUAGUAGAUGGAUCAAGAACAAUGGAAGACCAAGAUUUAAAGCCAAAUAGACUGACAUGUACAUUAAAGUUGUUGGAAUACUUUGUAGAGGAAUAUUUUGAUCAAAAUCCUAUUAGUCAGAUUGGAAUAAUUGUAACAAAGAGUAAAAGAGCUGAAAAACUGACUGAACUCUCAGGAAACCCACGGAAACAUAUAACAUCUUUGAAGAAAGCUGUAGAUAUGACUUGCCAUGGAGAACCAUCUCUUUAUAACUCCUUAAGCAUGGCUAUGCAGACUCUAAAACAUAUGCCCGGACAUACAAGUAGAGAAGUCCUAAUCAUCUUUAGCAGCCUCACAACCUGUGAUCCCUCUAACAUCUAUGAUUUAAUCAAGACCCUAAAGGCGGCUAAAAUCAGAGUGUCUAUUAUUGGAUUGUCUGCAGAGGUUCGAGUAUGCACUGCGCUUGCUCGUGAAACUGGUGGCACGUAUCAUGUUAUUUUAGAUGAAAGCCAUUACAAAGAAUUGUUAACACAUCAUGUUAGUCCUCCUCCUGCUAGCUCAAAUUCUGAAUGCUCACUUAUUCGUAUGGGAUUUCCUCAGCAUACCAUUGCUUCUCUGUCUGACCAAGAUGCAAAACCCUCUUUCAGCAUGGCGCAUCUGGAUAGCAACACUGAGCCAGGACUUACAUUGGGAGGCUAUUUCUGCCCGCAGUGUCGGGCAAAGUACUGUGAGCUUCCUGUUGAAUGUAAAAUCUGUGGUCUUACUUUGGUGUCUGCUCCCCACUUAGCACGGUCUUACCAUCAUUUAUUUCCUUUGGAUGCUUUUCAAGAAAUAUCUCUGGAAGAACAUAAUGGAGAAAGGUUUUGUUAUGCCUGUCAGGGGGAAUUGAAAGACCAACAUGUCUAUGUUUGCAGUGUGUGCCAGAAUGUGUUCUGUGUGGACUGUGAUGUUUUUGUUCAUGACUCUCUCCAUUGUUGUCCUGGCUGUAUUCAUAAGAUUCCAGUUCCUUCAGACACCAAGAAGAGGAAACAAACCCUGACCUUGCGGCCCUGUGACCCUCCCAGCCUAAGAGGCAGACCUGUAAAGAGCUCCAUGUGACAGUGCUGAUGAUUUGCCAAGUGCAUGGGAGUGCAGAAGAGAGGCUGUGACAUGGGCUCUGGUGCAAAUUCAAAUACCUGAGGAGACCGGGCAGGUUAUGCAAAUACUUGAAAAGGAGCCAGGUUAAUGCAAAGUGGUAAGCACCUGAAAAGUACCGGUUCCAUCUGCAGGAGGCAGCCUCUGGAUGCUUGGAGCAGGGGUGGAGAGAUGCAGUCUCAGUACACCCUUUUGUACCUUUUGAAUUUUAUACAUGGGCAUCUGUUAACCUAGUCCACAAGAAAAAAGUUUUUUCAAAGGAGGUAACUAUUACUCAGCUCCAACCUAUUUUUUAUUUCUGAAAAUGUAGUUUCCCUCAGGCUGUAUAUUUUAAUAUUUAAAUAGAAACUGAAAAACUGGACUUUUAAGUGAAUUCCCUAAGUUUUAAAUGUUGACAUCUAAUUUUUUAAAACCACACAAAUGUUAAUUUUUAGAACAUCAUCACAAUCUUAAGAGUAGGUGAUGAUUUCUUAGGACACAAAAAGCAUCUAUCUUAAAAGGAGAAAAUUAAAGUCAGACUUCAUCAAAAUUUAAAACAUCUGCUUUGGAAUACUCCAUUAAGAAAACAAAAAGAGUUCAUAGACAGGGAGAACAUGUUUGCAGUGCAAACAUAUAACAGAAGACUCGUGUCUAAAAAUAUAUAAACAAUUCUUGCGUUCAAUAAAUGACCAAUUUAUCUUAUUUUUACUGUUUUUUCUGACUGCACAUGUCCCAGGUAUUUUUAAAUUGAAAGACAGUAUAGAAAUCAUGAAAUGAUGUCUAAGGGUCCUCAAUAUAUGCUGCAAUGACCAAGGUCCCCAAUGCAAUGACAUAAAAUCUGGCAUUAGCACCUGCAGGCUUUGUUAGACCUCCUUUCUUGAUUGUUGCAUACUCUUUCUGGUGUUCAACCAGCUUCAAGAAUAUUUGCUAUUUCUUGUCAUGGAAUCUUUUAUCCUCUCAUCUGGAAUGCACAGCUUUCCCAACUUGGCUCAUUCUUUGCCAUGACCUCCUGUACAGAAGUGAAACACCCUGAGGCACAAGCUGUCAGACUAGCAGCACGCACAAGGACAGAUUCCCCCUCUUGUGACAGGACCACAGGCCUGCCAGUAAUGUCUGUACGCAUUUGCACAGACACGGGAUUCUUGUUCAGGCCCCCACACAAGAAGAGAGUGCUGACAGGGUGCCCAGCUGCCUACCUGGCUUCUUACUGAUGCACGCCUUGAGAGCAGGUAGAGAAUGGCAAGAUCGUCAAGGUCCAGAGGCCGUAAAGAAAGAAAUACAUGAAUAGCCAAUUAAGUCAUUAAGUUAAAACCACAAUGAGAUACAUACCUAUGCCCUAAAAUGGCUAAUGAUACAGCUCCUUAGAUGUGUAUGCAUGUUUUGGUUAAAAAAAGGCAUUGAAAAUAGUACUAAAACUUAAAACAUUUCAAUCCAGAGGCCAUCCCCUUUAGUGUCAGAUCUGCUGAAGGAGACUGCUUGCUGUGGAAAUCUCACCAAACAUGUAAAUCAACAGUGAGGAACCCCACAAGCUAAGCCUUCUUACUCAGAUCCAGGUGACUGCUUAAAUGUCAUCUGGAAAGUUGGCAUGACCCUGUUCCAUGUGGUCUAUCAAUUUUCCACCAACACUGACCACUUUCAUUCAGCCAAAACCCAGGGACCAUGGCUAGAAACAAGUGCCCAGAUGCUUGGUAGAAAAAUUCAGUUUUGUGCCUAUCCCCAUGUGACAAGAUGUUCCACAGAUUACAGCCAGCCUUGAUGUCACUGGCUUUCCCUCACAGGUGUGGCUGUGCAUGCUCACAUCUCCAGUCACUCCCUGGGGACAGAGAUGCUGGUGGCAGCUGCCUUGGCGAGCUCAUUCUACCAUGAGGACAGCAGUACUGUCAAGCACCACCGCAGAAUCCUCCUCCUAAACAACCCAGCUUAAAAAUGGGCAAGGACUUCCCUGGUGGUACAGUGGAUGAGAAUCCAUCUGCCAGUGGAGGAGACUCAGGUUCAAUCCCUGGUCC
Odocoileus virginianus texanus is the source of this 3418-nucleotide messenger RNA. RefSeq names its product general transcription factor IIH subunit 2. The record is from RefSeq and is a predicted model, not a curated record. Lineage: Eukaryota; Metazoa; Chordata; Mammalia; Artiodactyla; Cervidae. Gene Ontology annotation, cellular component: transcription factor TFIIH holo complex; transcription factor TFIIH core complex. Gene Ontology annotation, biological process: nucleotide-excision repair; regulation of transcription by RNA polymerase II; DNA-templated transcription. Gene Ontology annotation, molecular function: zinc ion binding.